AUGAUAGCGCUAACCUCUACUCGCCAGUUCGUGCCCUUGAUCCCCUCCAUCGUCGCGCAGCGUGGUGGGGUUACCGUCGACCAAGUCCAGAUGUGGACUUCGGUGCUCAUCUCCGCAUAUGGCGGAGCUUUCGUGGCCGUAUCUCCUCUGAUGCCUUUCUUGGCUCGCAAGGGUCUGUCUCUUUGGGCCGUGCUCGUCGCCGGUCUCGUCUGUGCGGGCGCCUCGCUCGCCCUCCUCCAACUCUCGUCCGUCUUGUCGCUUCUGGUUCUGGCUCGGAUCCUCCAGGGUCUGGCGGGCGCCUCCAUUGCCGGUGCCUGCUCGGCCUUGAUAUCGACGGCCAUAGACCUCAACGGCGGCGCCAGCGUUUUGUCGUGGGUGACCCCCGCGCUCAUCCAGAGCGCGGCUAUGGCCGUCGCCCCAGCUGUCUCGGGCGUGCUGCACGAUUAUGCGGGCGGAGAGACGGCUGUUUUCCGCUGCGCUUACGUCGUCAUCGCCGUCAACGUUGUGCUCGGCCUGCUCGUCUUUGUCUUUGCCCGUGUCCCUGCCGCAAACCGGGCGAACGGUCGUCGCAGAGACGACGGGCCUGCGGCGCAUGAGAGCCGUGCCCAGAACUACGGGACCGUCAGGCUUAGAGGAGGCGGCGAUAUGUUGAUGAGCGGGAACUCAUCGAGGUCCAGCUCUCCUGGUCUGCUGUCGGUGAGCUCGAGGCGGAGCAGCGUUAGCUCCAUCCACCGCGACUCGCCGCAGCCGUCGCCUCCCGGUCUGCGCAUCACCACGGCCGUCUACGGAUACCUGGUCGUCGCUUUCCUCGGCACUGCUCUUCAGAGCGUGUUGCCCAUCUUUGUCGACAAGCGCUUCAACUGGAGCACGUCGGCCGCCGGGAUGAUGUUUGUCUGGCUGUCUGGUCCUGCCGUGCUCGUCGGGCCCCUCGCUGGCGCCCUCAGCUCCCGCGUGACAAUGACGGCUCGCUACCUCGCUGCCGCCGGCUUCCUCGCUUGCGCCCCAGCCCUCAUGUACCUGGGCCGCCUCCCCAGUGGAGACUCGCCCGCCAUCCAGCUCGCAUUCCUCGCCACUCUGGCCGGUAUCUCUGUGGCCCUUGGGCUGUGCGGCGACCCCCUUGCCAGAGAGAUCAGGCGCGUGCGAGCCCGGGCCACGCGGCCAUUCUCGGCCAUCGACGACGACACCAGCGCGGGCACACACGCCUCGAACCUGCCGAACCUGGCCCACGCUUGGGGCAGCUUGACCGGUCCUCUCGUCGCCGGCGCCCUCGCUUCGGUUUGCGGCUGGAAGACUAUGACCAAGUCGCUGGGCAUCGUCAGCGCCCUAUCUGGGCUCUUGACCCUCUUGUUCUUGCAAGGCUGGAUUGGAAGCUCGUUCGGGGCGGCCCAGAACGGAAGUCACGCCUAUGACUCAGACGAAGAGUCGUCGCCUCUCCUGCAUGACUCUGCGCAUGAUGAACCCGAGCAGUUUACCUUCCCUCGAGGGCGGCCCGGCGGGUUUUUCGAUACGGUCGGCAGCAGCGUCAACUCUAACAGCCCAUACAACACCCGCGCUCUUAGCAAGUCAGACGAUUCGAGCGACGCUGCGAGAGAACAGGGCACGUCACAAUACCGAGCGCACCGCCGGCAGUUCAGCGUAGACACGUUUGUGGACCCGUCGCCGUCUUCGUCGAGUAAGGCGGCGUCGUCCUCGGUGUCGUCGGACGAGCUUUUCCGGGCCCGCUUCCAAGCGGCCAUCGACCUGCCCGUGGGCGCCGUGCUGCGGCCGCGCAACGCCGAGGAGCGCUUCGUUAUGAGGGAAGCGCCCCACGCGCCAGCGACGGACCCGCGCCUAGCCGCUGGCCGCCGAUACGUCCUCGACAUGGAGCAGCCGUCGGCCGACGGCGGCAAGGAGAUGGUCAAGCGCCACGUCAUCGUCUUCGAGGAGGGCCAGGUCCCGCCCGGCAUGCUCCAGCGCCGCGAGCACCACACCGUCUCGGUCAACCGCCGCGCUAGCGGCGGAGACGACAACGACGAGGCUGCUAUCUUGGCUGGCAAAGACGACCACACCAUGCGCGUGGCCGAAGAGACGGGUGCUACCGCCGAGCAGGCCGCGUUCCGCGACGAUUCCGCGGCCCGCUACGUUGUUGUUCUCUUGGAGAAGGGCGACGACGACGCGCUGGCCUCGAGCGAGGAGUCCCGCUAA
This is a messenger RNA of Lasiosphaeria miniovina, 2184 nucleotides long. RefSeq names its product major facilitator superfamily domain-containing protein. The record is from RefSeq and is a predicted model, not a curated record. Bases 1 to 2184 code for a protein of 727 amino acids. NCBI's taxonomy places the organism in Eukaryota, Fungi, Ascomycota, Sordariomycetes, Sordariales, Lasiosphaeriaceae. The transcript has 3 exons. Gene Ontology annotation, biological process: transmembrane transport. Gene Ontology annotation, molecular function: transmembrane transporter activity.